ACGAGUCGGCGUCGCAUACCGGAUUGACAACACGUAGUUUACUGUAUAAUCUAACGAUUGAUCGUCAAAUACUAGUUUCUGUUCUGCUUUAAAUCCAAUGUUUGUACGCAAUUGUAAUCCCAUUGGUCGAAACGGAUCUUGGAUUGGGGCAUGGAGUGGUCCAAGGAGUAUAACAACUACGAGUGGUCGAAGGACAAGACAUUGAAACUUAUUGAGCUUCUGCAAUUAAACGCUAAUUUGUGGAAUCCGUCGCUCUGUGAUACUCGCAGAGAUAAACAAAAACGAAAAGAAGAGUUGCGUGGUAUUGCCGAAAUAUUACGAAUAUCAGUUUUCGACGCGACUAAGAAAAUACAGCAUUUACGUACACAAUACAACAGAGAGUCGGCGCGAGAAGCUCGAGCUAAUUCAGAAGGGCCCAACAAUAGAUACGUUAGCAAUUGGUACGCAUACGAAUAUUUGCACUUUAUGAAGGACUCAAACAAACCAUAUAGAGUGUUGCAAUCGGAAGAACAGUCUGAUAUCAAUGGCACUUUACAAGCACAUGGUGAUAACUCUGUGAAUGAUUGCAAACUUGAUAAUCUCUCUCCACCACCUAAAAUUGCCCGCACUGAACUACUGCACUCUUUCAAGCCUGAGAUUGUAUAUCCCACAGCCGCUAUAAAUAGAGACGAGUUUACAGUGUUUGGUGAAUAUGUAGCUAAUGAACUAAGGUCACUUAAAGGUGAGAAAAAUUUGUUAGUCGCUAAAAAAAAAAUACAAGAUGUAAUAUUUGAAGUGAAAAUGGGCUUAAUAAACGAGCCCAGAGCAGAGCAAGGUACUACAUGUACAGUUUAUACAACACCUGCAACUCAAUCACAUUCCUCAACUAUACACAAUGGAAAAAUAUAUACAACUCCCAUUAUGAGUACAAUAGCUAGUAUUGAACCUCUUUCAACGUCUCAUACUCCCCCAACCACAGGAAUAAGUGAGAUAAUCAUCAAUGGAGCCUGCCACUACUCUACCUUCAAAGUUGACGAGCAAUAGCAAUGUCAGCCACUUCCUGUGGAAGUGGAUAAAACUGACAACUACACAAUCACAAGUUAAAAAGACUGUGCAAGGAUAUUGUGAUUAAAUAUGUACAAUACAUGUAAUUCUAUAAGCUUAACAAUACUUUUGUGCCAUAAAUGUUAUGUAUAAUUUGUUAAUAAUCAUAGAACAUUCAUGCUUCUGUAAAAUAUCCUUAUGUAAUUACAUCAAAUGUCUAUGACUUUAAACUAAUUUGAAACUUUAAUAUUCUGUACUAUAAAAUGACAAAAACAAAUAUGCAUCAUUGCUCUAAGAUUAUUAAUAUUAUUAUUUAAAUAUUACGCUUAAGAAUAUUGUCAUAUUUUCUAAUGUAUCUAGUCAAUUUAUGAUAACUAUAUUAAGAUAACCCAUUUAUAAUCAUAUAAAAUGUUUUUUGAAUGUUAUAAACAAACAAUAUAUAAGUCAAUAGAAUAUAUUUUUGUUUUUUAAUGAAAUGACAAGAGACCUGUUUUAUGAUCAUAUAGGCUCUGAGGGAUUUUGAAUUGUCAUGUUUAAAUGUUAGCUGCAAUUUAAUUACAAAAUAUAAGGAAUGAAAUUACUGCUAUGUUUGCUUAAAAUAAUUUCUUAACAAAAUAGAACAUAAGAAUGCUUGUUCCGUGAAUUGCCAACUGAGGCUUUUAUUAAAACUUUAUGCACUUAAAAUGAGACAUUGAAAGUAAGGGAUUAAGAUAUUAUGAGAUCACAUAGGCUACUAAUGUAUAUUAAGAAAUCAUGUUUUAUAUCACUGCUGCAAAGCUAUUUUUCACCAUUAUGUAAUGACUACUUAAAAUUAGGUAAAGUGUUAACUCUUUAUAAAGCAAUUCAAAAAUUUCUUGUUUAAUAUUAUUAUAGGUUAGUUAAUGACGUGACUAUUAUUGUUACUAGUUAUUUUAUUACUGUUCAUAUAUUUAAAAGUCUAAAAUCUGUUCAAGUGUAAAGGCACAGGGACAGCUAUGUGGCAAUUGGCAAAAUAGAUACAGUCCACAUAAUACUAUAUUUGAACUUAUUUCCUAAAUAGUAAUUACGUGUCAAAUUUAGUCUCUGCUAUAUCCAAGCUGCUAGAUUUUAAAUCUAUGGUGUUGUUAUUUUGAUAACUUAAUUUGACUUGAAUCUCCAAUUUUCUUAAAAGUAAGUUUUUGUAUCAAUUUUGCAUAACUCCAUCUAUGAUAAACAGAAUAGAUAAAAAUAAUAAAUUCUACAGUUACUUCAAUUUUCUUCAAUACUUAAUAUAUAUUUUAAUACACCUUUCUAAAGUCAGUUUAUCAUCUACUAAGAUGGUUAAAAAAUUAGUUUUUUCUAUGGCCAAAUAUAAAAGGUCAGAAAAAUAACAAAAAAAAACAAUUAUUUAUAACAAACCCUGUUGAAAGACAAAGACGUUGUUUAUAUUUUGGAAAAAAAAUGGUCAAAAUAAAAAUGAUGUUCCAACACUUGUAACUUGAAAACCUAGCCAUAUCAUAUUAAGUAUUCAUUUCUAGUCUAUUAAAUCUUUUAAAAUCAGCUAUAAAAUAUAUUAAAACUUAUUGUAACGGGCUCGUUAGUUGCCUCUAGUCUUAUCUCUAAAGGGGCCGGAGUCCCGGAUCAUUUUAAAUCAUCAAUCAGGUAUUUAUUUCUGUCAAGAAAUUAAUGUACCAGCUAGAAAGUUAGCAGUGUCAAUAAUGCAUAAAAUCUUGUUCAAUCCUGGGUCUAUUCUCUCCUCGGUCGUGAUCGCUGUGCUAUCUGAGUGCGAGACUAAAAGAAUGGGGAAUGCAGCUAUGUCUGCAAAUACUAAAUAUAUAUUUAUGCGAUUCAAUAUUAUCUCAAUUAGAUUAGCCAUCGUGAUCAAAUUCAGCCAGGUCCUCCUGGCUUUAUUUGGUCGCGAUGGUGUCAUCUUUUUUUUAAUACUAAAACAAUGAAUAAAAUUACUUUCGAAAUUUUCGUUAUUUAUGUACAUUACUAUAUAUAUAUACAUAAGCUUUUUUACAGAUAUCGUGUAUAAAUCAAUUAACAAUAUUGUUAUAUAUAAAUAAUAUGUAUGUAUGUAAAUAACAAUCUUAAAGUAAUGUAAGACAGAUCUCAUACUAGUACCGAGUCAUUAAACCGUGUAAAUAUA
This is a messenger RNA of Nymphalis io (European peacock), 3133 nucleotides long. RefSeq lists its product as uncharacterized. The transcript is spliced from 2 exons. The record is from RefSeq and is a predicted model, not a curated record. NCBI's taxonomy places the organism in Eukaryota, Metazoa, Arthropoda, Insecta, Lepidoptera, Nymphalidae. The coding region runs from base 151 to 1023 and encodes 290 amino acids.